AUGAAGGUAGCAGCAGCAUUAAGGUUGAAAAACGACUACGCCUUACAAUUGACGGCAUUAAAGCAGCGAAUAAUGUCAAAUCUUGUGGUUGAAGAAGGAAGUGAGCCUUUUGAAAGCCCCAAAAAGUUGAUUAUUCUUUACCAUCAAGUUUCACAGAAUUACCAAGAUUUGGUUACCAGAAUAAAUUUACAUAAUUCUUCCACUAAGGUGGAAUAUCCGUCAUACCAUGAUAAUUUCAAAUCUGGCCAUUUGAUGGGAGAUUUAUUUUCCAAUGAGUUAUCCCCAGACUUCACAUACACUGAGAAGUACAUAGUACAAGCCUUGGUGGAACGUGAAUCUUUGAAGGAAGAAAUUCGAACUUUCAAAGCCAUUUUAGAUGGUUCCAAAGUGACGAGAUACUCUACGCGAGAUAUUUUAAAGGUACCCGUGGUAGAUGUUCAACAACUCCAAAAGAAAAUUGAUACCAUGGCGAAGUUUUUAAGAGUUUUAGAUUCCAGGAUUCAAGAGCAUAAUUGGUUACAAGAUUUAAAAGAAAUAUAG
This is a messenger RNA of [Candida] anglica, 540 nucleotides long. The record is from the annotation of a GenBank genome assembly. Lineage: Eukaryota; Fungi; Ascomycota; Pichiomycetes; Serinales; Debaryomycetaceae.